Molecule: messenger RNA, 1555 nt
Organism: Chironomus riparius
Lineage: Eukaryota; Metazoa; Arthropoda; Insecta; Diptera; Chironomidae
Source: the annotation of a GenBank genome assembly
GUUAUUUCUUCAGUGUGAGGGCUGUAAGUUUAACAAAAUUAAGUUAAUUAUGGAUUCUUCUGCAUUUACAUCGGAAAAUGAGUCAUUAAGUGAAGUGGAAACACUAAAGCAACAGCUCAACACAUAUAAAAUGAUCAAUGCAGACUUGUCGAAGAAAAUCCAGCAGUUAAAAGUGGAAUUAAAUGCAUUUAAGCAAGAAAAUUCGGUAAUCAAAAGACAAGUGCUUGAAGAGCGAGCUAAAUCAGUUGAAUACAGACAGCUCUUCACAACUAUGAAUACACAUUGCAUUAAUUUCAUUAAUACUUAUGUGAAUUCAAUGCAACAAAUCAAUGAGAACGAUGCAAGCUUAAUCGAUGCAAUUCCAGGCAUACUAGGAACUCCAAAAAGUGACGAUGAUCAUGAUAGUCCUCAAAAUUUGACAGUCGUUCCACAAAUUGAAAGACCCCAAAGAGCAGCACAGCAUACAGUUCGAUCUCAGUUACGUGCUGCACUUAAUGAGGAUGAAAAUGCUGGCAGUAAUGUCUUGAAUACUAUUUUAGAAGAAUCAAUGCCAAUAUUUACGUCCACACCGAUUGUUCCGAAUAGAGCUGUAUCUGCAAAUUUAGGAUCUCCAAUUCCGUUUAUUACUCCGUCACCAGCAACUCCGAUCAUCCCUCAAAAUAUGUUUAAAUCACCAAAGAAGGGAAAUUUAAAUCUUCAAACGCCAGUGAUUCCUCAAAGUAUGUUUAAAUCGCCAAAAAAUCAAGAUUUGGAUCUAGCAACGCCAGUGAUUCCUCAGAGUAUGUUUAAGUCACCAAAAAAUAACAAUACGGCUCUGGAAACGCCAGUGAUUCCUCAGAGUAUGUUCAAAUCACCAUUAAAUCAAAAUUCCGUUCCAGAAGUUACACCACAUGACACAAGUGAAACUGUGCUGGAAACGCCAAAAUCACAAGCAAUUCCUUCAACUCGUAGAUAUCCAGUUGAUUCUGAAGAUGAAAUUGCAGAGUAUCAGACUGAUGGUGAAGACAUGACAGAACAGACUGUUCAGCAUGACACGAUUAAAGAAGUUAAAAGCCUUCGAGUUGCUUUAUCUCCACUAAAAAGUGCUUAUUUACGAAAUAACAACAACAAUAAUACCCACAUAGAAUCUCCAGAAUAUGAAAGCUAUGAGGAUGAAUCAACAAUCGGAAGUAGUCAAUUUACAGAAAACAGCUCAAGAGCAUUAAAACGAAAGAGUAGUGAAAGUGGUCGUCCGAGACGUAAAGCAAGACCUGAUCCAAAAUCAUUAAAGGAGCCAUCCCUGCGAACAAAAUUGCGACGAAGCAAGAGGAAAGCUUAAAUGUCUGAACUGACUUUUCAGAUCUACCGUAACUAUUAACCUUUACUUCUCAGUAUUUUAUAUCUACGAACAACAGCUUGUUCAUAGUCUUAAGUUGCAUUUGUUUCUAUUUAAAAGAUUUAAUAUAAAUGGUUGAUUCAUAUGUUAUAGGACGUUUUGAGGCUAGUCAUAACUGGAGCUCAAGAAUAUCUCAACUUAAUAAAACUUACAAAGAUUUACUUAAUAUUUUCAAUUGAA